Staurois parvus is the source of this 711-nucleotide messenger RNA. The record is from the annotation of a GenBank genome assembly. NCBI's taxonomy places the organism in Eukaryota, Metazoa, Chordata, Amphibia, Anura, Ranidae.
AUGUUGUCACUCUGGAUUGCAUUUCUUCUGGGCACAUCAUGUCUACUUCUCCCCUCACUGUCUGAGCCUGACAACCUAAAGGUGAAACAGAGAGCCCUUCGCCAGAAAGACCUGGAAAUCAUAGACAGAUACAAUGGAUUGUGCAUGCAAGGCAGUAUGGGCCCUUCUGGGCGAGAUGGUACUCCAGGAGUUAAUGGAAUUCCCGGAACACCUGGCAUUCCGGGACGUGAUGGGGCAAGAGGUGAGAAAGGAGAAUGUAUGAGAGAGAGCCUAGUGGAGCCCUGGACCCCUAACUACAAGCAGUGCGCCUGGAGUGCCCUCAACUACGGCAUAGACCUGGGCAAAAUCGCAGAAUGUACUUUCACGAAGAUGCGCACACAAAGUGCCCUGAGAGUUGUGUUCAGCGGCUCUCUGCGCCUGAAAUGUAAGACCGCCUGUUGCCAGCGCUGGUACUUCACCUUCAAUGGAGCCGAGUGUUCUGGACCCCUUCCCAUCGAGGCCAUUAUAUAUCUGGACCAAGGCAGUGUCGAGUUCAACUCUACCAUAAACAUCCACCGCACUUCUACAGUGGAAGGUCUGUGUGAAGGGAUCAGCUCAGGUCUGGUGGAUGUUGCAGUCUGGGUGGGGACGUGCGCAGAUUACCCCAGAGGGGAUGCCUCCACUGGAUGGAACUCUGUAUCUCGGAUCAUUAUCGAGGAGCUGCCGAAAUGA